Messenger RNA from Didymodactylos carnosus, 360 nucleotides. The record is from the annotation of a GenBank genome assembly. Lineage: Eukaryota; Metazoa; Rotifera; Eurotatoria; Philodinida; Philodinidae.
AUGCUAUAUGAUCUCUGCAAAGAACAACAAAAAAGAUUAAGGAAAUUAAAUUUAGAUAUGUUAGAUUGCCAAUCGAGAAUACAAAAUGCUGUUAAUUAUUUAACUUGGAUUGAGAUUGAAUCAUAUAUUAAUACAUUAAUUCAUAAAGAAAAAGAAAUUAUAGCUGUAUAUCAUAAUAAAAAAUAUUUAGCAUUAAACAUCCGUUUUAGUCAAGGUGAAUUUAAUAAUAAAUUAGUUUAUAAUUAUUCAUAUCGUGCUUUAUCAUUAGCUGAAGAAAAUCUUUUAGCAAAAGGUUGGAAAUAUGCGAUUAAUCUUAAUAAAUUUAAUAGUUUGAAUAACAAGGCUAGAAAAGGCUAUUAA